AUGAAUUAAAUUAAAAAAAAUUAGCAUUUAUUAACUUUCAAUAGUUUGCUUACUUAUUUAAAUGAAAAUUACUCAUUUAAAACCAAACCCAGAGAGUUGGUGAUUAGCAAUAGAGAUGAGAAUAACAAUCAAAUAGAAUUAAUUAAUGGAUAUACAUAUAGUGAAGAGGCAAUUAUAGAUAUCACCAGAAGAUUAAAUCUUGCUCUUCCUAUUUUAUGUGAUCGGCAAAUCAAAAUGGUAUAAAGAGAGAUGAAUAUAAUAAUUCCGAAUUGCUGUAAAUUGGAGUUCAAAAUUGACCAAGUAACAAAAGGGAAUAUAGCUAAACCCUUUAAAACCUUAUAUAGCGAUAAAUUAAUACUUAAUCCAUUUUUUUGCGAUUUCCAGACUUAUAUAAGCAUAGCAAAUUAUUCGCAAUCAUCGUAUUAGGUUGAAAAUAGUAUUGAUGUUGAUGAAUAUUAUGUAAUUCUACUAUUAUGGAAAUUGAGAGAAUUAAUAAAUUAAAAAUUUCAAAACUAGGGAAAUUUUGAAAUAAUACUAUUUCCUUUGAUACAUUCUUUCUAAAUUUAUAAAAUUGAAAAUAAUAAAGAAUAAUUAUUCUCUGCUUCACUUACCAAAAUUCAAAAAUAAUCCAACAAAAUUAUUGAAGCAUUAAAUGCAAAGACAUUAAAAGAGCUGGAGAUAAGUCCUUUUGAAAUUUACUAAUCUGAUAUCCCCAUAAAGAAUGGUCAAUUAAUAGAUAAGAGAGUAAGGAAAAAUUUGAGUAUGAGAUAAAAAAUGAACAAAAAUUUGGUAGAUGAAUUAGAAGGAAAGUAUGGGAUAAAAGAUAAAAAUUUGUUUCAAAUCAUUUACAAGAACCCUAUUGAAAUGUAAAGCACUUUAUGUCUAACUGGUGAUUACCAGGAGGAUUUACAGCACAAAAUUUUAUUGAAACCAGAUUGCAAUCCAAAAUGUGUUUGUGGAAGAGAAAUCGACCCAGUGAGUUGGGAUACCGUGAAAAUAGAGUAGCGGUUAAAAGAGGCUCUUGAUUAAAUUCUUACAGUAAUAUAAAUGGAUAAAAAUUUGGAUUAUACAGUAUUUCUUAAUCCACUAUUCAUAGAAACUGAAAAGGACAAAUAUGAAAAUGAAUGGAUUAAGCUAUAUUUUAAGGAUAAAAAUAAUGAUAAAGUGAAAUUGGGAGAGCUAAUGAUAACAGCGAGGAUGUAUAACACAGAAUUAGAUAAGACUACAAAUAUGGGAGAUCAAGCGGACUUUUUUGGAGGAGUUGAUGAUGUUAAGGAGUAUCCAGAUUUUGAGAUAGACAAUGAUUGA
Paramecium octaurelia is the source of this 1308-nucleotide messenger RNA. The record is from the annotation of a GenBank genome assembly. NCBI's taxonomy places the organism in Eukaryota, Ciliophora, Oligohymenophorea, Peniculida, Parameciidae.